This is a messenger RNA of Malania oleifera, 2772 nucleotides long. Its product is annotated as pentatricopeptide repeat-containing protein At1g69290. Lineage: Eukaryota; Viridiplantae; Streptophyta; Magnoliopsida; Santalales; Ximeniaceae. Gene Ontology annotation, molecular function: protein binding. The record is from RefSeq and is a predicted model, not a curated record. Bases 67 to 2022 code for a protein of 651 amino acids. The transcript has a single exon.
AAGAAAAUGUUCCUCCGUCUGGAAUGAUAAUGGGCAACGAACGGGAAGAGAAUCAGCAACUGUAGGAUGUGGAGGAAAGCCAUCUGCAAGCUCCCCAACAGGCAGUUCUCCUCCAACCCCGAAAUCCCCACCUUAUACUCCUUCCUUCAACCAUCAAUUUUUGCCUUGAAGAGGAAUCAGCGACCGCCCCAUUCCCCCACAGAAACAACCCCUAAAACCCUAAACCCAGAUCGCCAAACUGCGGUAGAGUCCACUCUUCACGCCUCCCUCACGUGCAACAACACCGACGAGGCAUGGAAGUCGUUCAAAACCCUCACCAGCAACUCAGCCUUCCCGAGUAAGCACCUCACCAACUCUCUCAUCACCCAUUUGUCCUCUCUCAAGGACAUUCACAACCUCAAGAGGGCUUUUGCUUCUGUAGUUUUUUUGAUAGAGAAGAACCCCAAAUUGUUGGAGUUUGAGACUGUUGAAACCCUUUUGAGUGCCAUGAAUUCCGCAAACACUGCCGCCCCUGCUUUUGCUUUGAUCAAAUGCAUGUUCAGGAAUCGGUAUUAUGUGCCUUUCAGUAUCUGGGGAAAUGUGCUUGCAGAAAUCAGUCGGAAAAAUGGAAGUUUUGACUCAUUUUUACGGGUUUUCGGUGAGAACUGUCGGAUUGCUUUGGAUGAGAAGUUGGAGUUUAUGAGACCCAACUUGGUGGCGUGUAAUGCUGCAUUGGAGGGAUGCUGUUGUGAGCUUGAAUCAGUAAGUGAUGCUGAGAAAGUUGUGGAAACAAUGUCAGUUUUAGAUGUGCAGCCAGAUGAAUUGAGCUUCGGUUUUCUUGCUUACUUGUAUGCGGUUAAGGGGCUUGAAGAAAAGAUAGUUGAGUUAGAAGGUUUGAUGAAGGGUUUUGGUUUUUCAAACAAAAGGGUGUUUUUCAGAAAUUUGAUUAGUGGGUAUGUUAAGUCCGGCAAUUUAGAAUCUAUUUCAGGAAUUAUUCUACGCAGUUUGAGAGAGGGAGAUGGACAAGAUUCAAUUUUUUGUGAAGACGUUUAUUAUUUGGUGGUUAAUGGGUUUCUGAAAAAUGGUAGCAUCAAAUGUUUAGCAAGAUUAAUCAUUGAAGCUCAAGAAUUGGAGAUUCCAACAAUUGCAGUUGAUAGAUCCAUUGGGUUUGGUAUUGUUAAUGCCUGUGUUAAUCUUGGAUUAUUAGAUAAGGCACACAGUAUUCUUGAUGAAAUGAAUGCCAAGGGAGGUUCUGUAGGCCUGGGGGUAUAUGUGCCAAUCUUGAAGGCUUACUGCAAAGAGCAUCGAACAGAAGAAGCUUCUCAAUUGGUUGUAGAGAUUAGCAAUAGGGGACUUCAAUUAGAUGUAGGAAGCUAUGAUGCUUUGAUAGAAGCAUCCAUGUCAUGCCAAGACUUUCAGUCAGCAUUUUCUCUAUUCAGGGACAUGAGGGAGGCAAGAAUACCUGAAUUGAAGGGGAGUUACCUGACUAUAAUGACAGGUUUAACAGAAAAUCAUCGACCAGAGCUAAUGGCCGCAUUCUUAGAUGAGGUUGUUGAGGACCCUCGAGUUGAAGUUGGUACACAUGACUGGAAUUCAAUUAUUCACGCCUUUUGUAAAGUUGGGCGGUUAGAAGAUGCUAGGAGGACAUUCAGAAGGAUGACUUUCCUGCAGUUUGAACCAACCCAACAAACAUAUUUGUCCCUUAUUAAUGGUUAUGCAGCUACAGAGAAAUAUUUUAAUGUAUUGAUGCUAUGGAAUGAAGUUAAGAGAAGGAUUGUAACAGAUGGAGAGAAGGGGAUGAAAUUUGAACACAACUUGGUUGAUGCUUUCCUAUAUGCUCUGGUUAAAGGGGGCUUCUUUGAUGCAGUGAUGCAAGUUGUGGACAAAUCUCAGCAGAUGAAGGUCUUUGUGGACAAAUGGAGAUACAAGCAAGCUUUCAUGGAGAACCACAAGAAACUCAAGGUGUCAAAGUUGAGAAGGAGGAACAUUAGGAAAAUGGACGCACUUAUUGCUUUCAAGAAUUGGGUUGGAUUGAAUGCAUGAACCUUUGCAACUCUCACAUGCUUGUUUUUCCAUUCAUAGCUGUGGUUGCUGUGCAAGUGCUGGAGACAGAAAGCUAGAAAGACGAGCUUGAGAGAAUCUAAGCACUUAUUGCUUUCAAAUGCAAGAACUUUUGCAAUGUUGCUCACCAAUUGCAGUAGCGUGGUGAGUCUUCCAUGACUACUGAAAAUCAAAGUUGAGAAAGAUGGUCUUGUGGGAAUGGGAAUCACUUGUUACUUUAAAAUUUUCAGCCUAAGUGCAUGGCAUUCCCUGGUGUCAGGUUUUUUGGUUUGCAAAGGUUAUUGUCACUAUACAGGGAUUAUUGCUCUGGCUGUUAAAAAAAGGUCAGAAAAAGGUCAAUAUGAAAGAAGUAUACUUGUUGCUUAAAGAUUUGACAUGAUCUGAUUGCAUGAAUUUUGCAAGUGAUUAUUCAUUGGCUUAAUCAGUUUUCUGCCCUCAAUACAGAACUCGGGGGCUGCCAUGUAUGAGACAGAAUGGUAGCGUUUUGAGUGUAUGAAUUUAGAAAGUUUUGGACAUCACGAUAAGUUGAAGUCUUAAGGAAUUUGUCAAUUGGAGGGCAUUUUGACCAGGUUUGUUUGCUCACCAAGCUAAAUUCAGGGCAGAAGAUGGUGAAAUAAAACUUAGCAUUAGCAUAUCUUUUUCUCUUUUUUGUCUUUCUUCUUCCUCAAACAAUAAUGACUCUGACAAUUAUGAUUCAAUGGAAAGGAAACUGCCUGAUAUGAGUGAACAAAA